Messenger RNA from Periophthalmus magnuspinnatus, 7090 nucleotides. It is a transcript of the gene myo6a, whose product is annotated as myosin VIa. Gene Ontology annotation, biological process: inner ear morphogenesis; endocytosis; inner ear auditory receptor cell differentiation. The transcript is spliced from 36 exons. Gene Ontology annotation, molecular function: microfilament motor activity; actin filament binding; ATP binding. The record is from RefSeq and is a predicted model, not a curated record. The coding region runs from base 211 to 4104 and encodes 1297 amino acids. Gene Ontology annotation, cellular component: cytoplasm; endocytic vesicle; ruffle. NCBI's taxonomy places the organism in Eukaryota, Metazoa, Chordata, Actinopteri, Gobiiformes, Gobiidae.
GGCGGGGCGCACACUGUGGCCGAGCAGAGCGUCUCCUGAGCGGACUCCGAGCAUCUGGAGCGCCCGGAGGCAGCGGAGGCUGUGCACACUAUCGGGACAAGGCUGUGCGGAUCCAAGCGGACUUUACCGAGCGUUUACCGGCGUUUGAUCCGGAUCAGACCAGCCACGGAGUCCUGACAGCCGCUCAGCCCGAGGCGUGUAGGAUCCAACAUGGAGGACGGUCGGCCCGUGUGGGCGCCUCACUCCACAGACGGGUUUCAGCUCGGGACCAUCGUCGACAUCGGACCAGACUCCCUCACCAUAGAACCACUCAAGGGCAACGGGAAGACUUUUCUGGCGCCGAUAAACCAGGUGUUUCCAGCUGAAGACGAUGUCAACAAACAUGUGGAGGACAACUGUUCUCUCAUGUACCUGAACGAAGCCACUCUUCUGAACAAUGUCAGAGUCCGAUACAGCAAAGACAAGAUCUAUACGUAUGUGGCGAACAUCCUGAUCGCAGUGAACCCGUAUUACGACAUCCCCAAACUCUAUGCCCCCGAAACCAUCAAACAAUACCGGGGCCGGUCUCUGGGGACGCUACCUCCUCAUGUAUACGCUAUAGCUGAUAAGGCAUACAGAGACAUGAAGGUUCUGAAGAUGAGCCAGUCCAUCAUCGUCUCUGGAGAAUCUGGAGCUGGGAAAACGGAGAACACCAAGUUUGUGCUCAGAUAUCUGACCACGUCGUACGGGACCGGGCAGGACAUCGAUGAGAGGAUAGUGGAAGCGAACCCCCUGCUGGAGGCUUUUGGAAACGCCAAAACUGUGCGGAACAACAACAGCAGUCGCUUUGGCAAGUUUGUGGAGAUCCACUUUAACGAGAAGAAUGCGGUGGUGGGCGGGUUCGUGUCCCACUACCUCCUGGAGAAGUCCCGGAUCUGCACUCAGAGCCAAGAGGAGAGGAACUACCACAUCUUCUACAGACUGUGUGCUGGAGCUCCAGAGGAGAUGAGGGAGAAGCUCCAUCUGAAGGCUCCUGAUACCUUCAGGUAUCUGAACAAAGGCUGCACCCGAUUCUUUGCCUCCAAAGACACCGACAAACAGAUCCCCCAGAACCGCAAGAGCCCCGAGCACGUAAAAAGUGGCCCUCUGAAGGACCCUCUCCUCGAUGACCGUCUGGACUUCAGUCGAAUGAGCGAUGCCAUGAAGAAGAUCGGUCUGGACCAAUCAGAGAAACUUGAUCUGUUCAGGACUGUGGCCGGGGUCAUGCACCUGGGCAACAUCGACUUCGAGGAGGCGGGGAGUACGUCAGGCGGCUGUGCCAUCAGGAACCAGUGCUCUGAGUCGGUGCAGUUCUGUGCUGAGCUUCUAGGUUUGGAGCAGGACGACCUCAGGGUCAGUCUUACCUCCAGAGUCAUGCUGACCACAGCAGGGGGCGCUAAAGGGACCGUCAUCAAAGUGCCCCUGAAGGUGGAGCAGGCGAACAGCGCCCGUGAUGCCCUGGCUAAAGCCAUCUACAGCCGUCUGUUUGACCAUGUGGUGACCCGGGUCAACGAGUGCUUCCCCUUCGACUCGUCCGCUAACUUCAUCGGCGUGCUGGACAUCGCCGGCUUCGAAUAUUUUGAGCACAACAGUUUUGAACAGUUCUGCAUCAACUACUGCAACGAGAAACUACAACAGUUCUUCAACGAGAGGAUCCUGAAAGAGGAGCAGGAGCUGUACCAGAAGGAGGGGCUGGGCGUAAAUGAGGUGCACUAUGUGGACAACCAGGACUGUAUCGACCUGGUGGAAGCGAAGCUCGUGGGGAUCCUGGACAUUCUGGACGAGGAGAACCGCCUCCCUCAGCCCUCAGACCUGCACUUCACCCACGCAGUGCACAGCAAGCACAAGGACCACUUCAGACUGAGCAUUCCCAGAAAGUCCAAGUUGGCGAUCCACAGAAAUGUGAGAGACGACGAAGGAUUCAUCGUGAGACACUUUGCUGGAGCCGUGUGCUACGAGACUACUCGUUUUGUGGAGAAGAACAACGACGCUCUGCACAUGUCUCUGGAGGCUCUAGUCUCAGAGUCCAAAGAUCGCUUCGUCCGAGAACUGUUCGAGAACAACAACAACAGUAAAGAUGCCAAGCAGAAGGCCGGGAAGCUCGGGUUUAUCAGCGUCGGCAACAAGUUUAAGACUCAGCUCAAUCUGCUCCUGGAGAAACUGCGGAGCACGGGCUCCAGUUUCAUUCGCUGCAUCAAACCAAACCUGAAGAUGAUCAGCCACCAGUUUGAAGGAGCACAGAUCCUGUCACAGCUGCAGUGCUCCGGAAUGGUGUCGGUUUUGGACCUGAUGCAGGGCGGAUUUCCCUCCAGAGCUCCGUUCCAUGAGCUCUACAACAUGUACCAGAAAUACAUGCCCCCGAAGCUGUGCCGACUGGACCCACGGCUCUUCUGCAAGGCGCUGUUCAAGGCUCUGGGUCUGAACGAAAACGACUUCAAGUUUGGACUGACACGAGUCUUCUUCCGCCCAGGAAAGUUUGCAGAGUUUGAUCAGAUCAUGAAGUCAGACCCGGAGCAUUUGGCUGAGCUCAUCCAGAAGGUCCAUAAGUGGCUCCUCCAUAGCCGCUGGAAGAAGGUCCAGUGGUGUGCUCUGUCUGUCAUCAAAUUAAAGAACAAGAUCCUGUACCGCACUGGGGCCUGUAUCAUGAUACAGAAAACCGUUCGGAUGUGGCUCUGCAAAAGGAAACACAAACCUCGUAUUGACGGCCUUGUGCGGGUGCGCAGCCUGCAGACUCGGAUGGAGCGCUUCACUCAGGUGGUUUCUGGACUCAAAGAGGGACAGGAGGACAUGAGGAGACAAGUCCAAGAGCUGGAGAAGGCCAUAAAGGCUCUGAUGGACAAGAUCAAGCGUGUGGUGAUGUCUCGGCUGGAGAUAGACCACGAGUAUAAGGCGCUGGUCACUCGCUCGGAGAAGCUGCUCAACGAUAUGCAGAAACAGAAGAAAGAGGAGGAGGAGAGGGAACGGCUGAAGAAGAUCCAAGAAGAGAUGGAGAGAGAGAGGAAGAGGAGAGAAGAAGAAGAGAGGAAGAGGCAGCAGGAGGAGGAGGAGAGGAGACUGAAAGCGGAGAUGGAGGUCAAGAGGAAACAGGAGGAGGAGGAGAGGAAGAAGAGAGAAGAGGAAGAGCGCCGCAUACAGGUGGAGAUGGAGGCCCAGAUGCUUGUGGAGCGUGAGGAGGAGGCGGCACGUCAGGCCGUUCUGGAGCAGGAGAAACGAGACCGGGAACUGGCCCUGAGGAUCGCCCAGAGCGAGGCGGAGCUUAUCCCAGAAGAGAGCAGCGACGCAGGGCUGAGGAGUAAUGGUUCAUCUGUGCCCUCGUCUCCAGAGCGAGCAGCAGCGACUGGACCCAGGCUCAAGAGUCUCACCAUGGAGGAGAUGGCUAAAGAAAUGACCGAACUUUUGUCUCGAGGUCCUGCGGUACAGGCGUCCAAAGCCGCCGCCGGGACAAAGAAGUACGAGCUGAGUAAAUGGAAAUAUGCCGAGCUCCGAGAUGCCAUCAACACCUCCUGUGAUAUCGAGCUUUUGGCCGCCUGCAGAGAGGAGUUCCAUCGGAGGCUUAAAGUUUAUCACGCCUGGAAAUCCAAGAACAAGAAACGUAACGCUGACUCGGAGCAGCGCGCUCCAAAGUCUGUCACGGACUAUGAUGUGGCUCCGCUCAGAAAAGCACCGCUGCAGCAGGCUCAGGCCCCGCCCAUCCCGCCACGGCAGCUGGAGGCAGCCCUGAACAGGCAUCAGAGGUUUUUCCGGAUCCCGUUCAUCCGGCCCGGAGACCAGUUCAAGGAUCCAAGCGGGAAGAAGAAGGGCUGGUGGUACGCACACUUCGACGGCCCCUGGAUCGCACGCCAGAUGGAGCUGCACCCCGACAAGCAACCCAUACUCCUGGUGGCAGGUAAAGACGAUAUGGAGAUGUGCGAGCUGAGCCUAGAGGAGACCGGAUUGUCCCGGAAACGCGGAGCAGAGAUUCUCCCAAGACAGUUCGAGGAAAUCUGGGAACGCUGCGGAGGGAAAGAGUACCUGAGGAGUGCCAUAGAGAACCGGCAAGCCAGGCCCACCUACGCCACGGCCAUGCUACAGUCUGCUUUCAAAUAGUAUACUAGUCCUACUACUACAAGUACUACUCCAACAGAGGAGGCCCACCUACAUCACGGCCAUGCUCCAGUCUGCAUUCAAAUAGUAUACUACUACAAGUACUACUACAACUACUCCAACAGAGGACGUCCACCUACACCACGGCCAUGCUGCAGUUUGCGAUCAAAUACUACUACUACUGUUACGAGUGCUACUAGGGAUGUCCCGUUCCAAUGUUUUUGGCUCCUGAUUCGAUUUUUUAAAAAUAUUUACAAUAUACUCAAUCAUUUUGAAUUAUUUUAUUUACAUAAUUUUGACUGUGCCUCUAUAAAUAAUCAAGCAUUCCAUGGUAAUUUAGCUCCAUUUGAGUAAAAUCACAACCAGAUAAAAAAAAAAGGCCGACUUAAAAACAGCCUCAUAAUAAUGUAGCCUCCUCAGUCUGUGUUUAAGCCACUCUGGAUGUUAGCUGCAACGUUAGCCUCCUCAGUCUGUGUUUAAGAUGCUCUGAGCGUUAGCAAAGGGCAGAGGAUGCUAUAGUUGUAUUGGCCAGAUCUAUUCACUAAAUCCAAUCCAAGCCAAUACCCAUACUGGUAUCGGAUCGGGACAUCCCUAAAUACUGCUACAACUACUACUACUAAAGAGGAGUACACACUACUACGCAACUGCCUUGCAUUCAAAUCCUACUACUACAAAGGAAUACCCCUAAUAGAUAAACACAAUUGUAGAAAGAACGACAACUACGGCCAACGCGGCGGCCAUCGUGGGACUGUAGAUCUUCAUAUUCUCACAGGGACUUAACCAGGUACCGGUCUGACAAACUGUGAUCCAAACACAGACUCACAGAUGGUUCUGUCUCUUUUGACUUUAUUUGGCUCUGCCCACUUUUGUGAUAAAUAUGACUAAACUUUCUUUGUGCUGGCACUUCCAGUUAAGCGAAAAUCCCAUUCAUUUUAAUGGAGAAUUUGGGAAAGUUUUGCCACUAAAAUAUGUUUCAUUUGUGUGAAAUGUUCAUGUGACCAACAAGUCCACACCACAGCGAUUCUGUGGAGGCUUGAAAACGUCUCUGUAGUCCUGUAGAACUUAUUUGCUGUCAAGAUAGGCAGCCCCAUGCUAACUAAUAUAACUCGAAUGGCGAUGGUGGCACCCACGGAAACUUCCAGAAUAAGCUGAAUAGUCUUAAUAUGUACCACUGUAAAAGUACUUUGGGAUAUUAUGUUUCCCUCCUCUGGUAACGGCAUCUGACCCUGGAGUAACAGCACACACACAGCACUACUACAAGUACACACUACAGCCAUUUCAAGAAACACUAAUACUACUUCUACUACUAUUACUUGAGUACUUCAGAUACACACUACUGACAGUAGUAGCAAUAGUACAUUUGAUAAACACUACUCUUGCUCCACACCAAAAUCUGUAGUGCCACUGUGUCAGUGCAUUUACUACAACUCCAAGCUUCAUGCAGUACUCACUAGUAGAAGUACUUUUCUACUACUAUUAGUACUACUACAAAGGCUUUAAAUGGACCAACGCAUCACUCCACAUAUUUCAGUUUAUAACCAGACCAGAGUCCAGACCAGAGUCCAGACCAGAGUCCAGACCAGAGUCCAGACCAGAGUCCAGACCAGAGGCCAGACCAGAGUCCAGACCAGAGUCCAGACCCUCAGAGUGUGUAGAGCCAAUCUCAAACACAGCUGAGGGUGAUACAUUAGAAAUAAAAAAAAAAAUACUUCAAAUACACAGAAAUGAAAAUGUAAUUGGAACAGAGUUUAGGCUCCGCCCCUAACACUGUUUCACUUCUGCUAAACUCAGUUUUCUGAGGCAGGUGAGCGACCAAUCAGAGCUCACCUAGAGUCUGACAGUUCUAAACUAAUUCUGAAACUUACCUUAUGGUGGAUCUGGCCUUUAACUUCGUCACUUUAACCAUUUUUAUGUUUUUUACAGAUCCUAUUCUGUCCCAGCCAUAGACUGUAUAUAUAAAUGGACACAGCUAACACGCUAGCCGCUGUGUUCUUAACGGGAAGUGAGCAUGGGCGCUAUUUGGCUCCAUCAACUCUGGCUCCAAUUCACUUUCUAUGUAAAAAGUGUCUCCUCUCUCUGUACCUGCUGCUGUCAGACUCGUCAUUCUGACCUUAAAAUAUUUGUAUUAAUCCACUCUACGUGAUCCUGGGGUUUUUGUUUCACUCUUUUGUCCCCAAAUAAAGAUGUGAACAGACCAAUCAGGCAUCUUCUUUCCCAGAGGUGGCUCAUGCUAGCCUUAGCAAGUGAAUGACAGUGUUGCUAAGUGACUGCUCCCCGUUAAGGCAGCAGUGUGAGCAGGAAGGGGCAUUACCUUCAGCCCCAUCGCUCCUGAUUGGCUCUUUGGUUGCUAUGAUACUCGCAGUCAGAAUUCCAAAUAUGUUACUGUGUUACAGAGUAGCCGCUAUAACUGCUAGCCUCGAUGAGCUUCAUUUGGAGCUGAACGCUGUGGGUGACAUCACACUCCCUCAGUCCACUUUGUACAGUCUAUGGUCCAAACUGAAGUUCAUUAAUUUGGCCACAUUUACACAAAAUAAUAACUUGACUUAAUAUAAAAAUGUAAAAACAUGGCUCCUUCAGCAGCUCCUCCUGUCUCCGUGAGCUGAGUCUAAACACGCGACGCUCCGAUGCCUUAAACAUGAUCCGGAUUCCACUUCUGCGUUUGACACAUUCCAUCUUUCUUUUCCUUGAAUCCAGUUUACGCUGAAACACAAACUGCAGCUGCAUGAACUGAAAUCCCGACAGAAUUCCAUGUUUUUGUACGAUUGUUCAGAUCAUUCCUGUUUUUCUCUGGACCUCUGCGACAUUUGAGUGAUUUUUGUGAAUGACUGAUCCUGGUCUAUGAUUAUGCAAAUGUAACCUAUGAGCGCUCAGGAGUUUGUGAUUUUUAUGAUAAAUACUUCCUGGAGAGGGGCGAGGAGGAGAGACCCGAGGCUCAGAUGAACUGGAAUAAUCGGAUGUUAUGAUUUUGAAUGAAUGAUGCAAUAAAAUC